Messenger RNA from Armigeres subalbatus, 1188 nucleotides. RefSeq names its product gustatory receptor for bitter taste 66a-like. The transcript is spliced from 7 exons. The record is from RefSeq and is a predicted model, not a curated record. Gene Ontology annotation, biological process: chemosensory behavior; sensory perception of taste; male courtship behavior. Gene Ontology annotation, cellular component: neuronal cell body; axon; membrane. The coding region runs from base 30 to 1133 and encodes 367 amino acids. Lineage: Eukaryota; Metazoa; Arthropoda; Insecta; Diptera; Culicidae.
GCAAGUGCUUGGGAUUGAUUCCACUAUUUAUGGAGAAGAAUUUGCCAGCAUGGAAGCACUGGGCCAACAGCGCACAUCUUCUUUUAACAGCGUUGUUCAUCAUUCGAGCGAUUUGGCAUUGCAUGCCAAUUGAAUUGGAUAACGAUCCGGAGUCAAUGGUCAUGAAACAUAGCGGAGUGAUAAUGAUUGUUUCAUAUUACAUUCAACCAAUUGGUGGUACAGUCACCAGUCGGAUGUUUAGUGCACAGAUUUGGAAAAUUUUCAAAAAGUUUGAUGUGAUGGAUAGUAAGUUCAAGAUGCUAAAUUGUCCGUCACAACACCGAAAAGAAAACCGUUUCGUUCUCAUAUCAACCACAUGUGCCAUCGUCGGAUCUUUCUAUUCUUUGAUGCUGUACACAGUAUAUCCAUUGGAAGUAGAUGUUGAAUACGUAUUCGAGUUGAUAUACUUUACGUGGCACUACUCUUUAUCCUGUGUUUAUGCCUCAUCAAUAUCGUAUGUUCUUCUCGAGCGAUGGAAACUUAUGAAUACGACAAUCAGUAAUAAAUUCCCGCCGUGCAAAUUAGUCAGAGAAGUCGCAACUGCAUCCAAAAUCAAUGAAGAUCAGCAACUUAAAAGCUUGGAAAACAUCCGAUUCAUCGUAGACGAACUUAAUGAAACGAUAGAUUUGGUGAAUAGUUUCUUUUCUACGCAGAUGUUAUGUUGCGUAGGCAUCACUUUUGUUAUCGGAGUGGGUUGCUCUUUCUACUUGUUCCGGGCCUUCAUCUACCGCAAUGAUCAGCUCUUCAUGGGAGCCAUAAACUUCAUCUGGUAUAUGUAUUAUCUAUCAUUUGUACUACUUUUCAUCGUCACUGCCAGUAAAAUAUCUGACGAGAGUCAACGCACCGGAAUAAUCGUCCACAAGGCCAUAAACUUCUGCCACACAUCUAGAACCGUAGUCAAUGAACUAAUGAUUUUUUCUCAGCAACUACUACAUUACAAACCAAUAAUAACGUGCGGGUUGUUUGCCUACAAUGGAUCACUUCUAUACACGAUGCUCGGAGCCACCGCCACCUAUCUUAUUAUCAUGAUACAAUUUGAUGUCUCUUUUCCUAGCUUGGCGAUUGUAAACUCAACCGAGCCUCAGCAGCUGUAAUUUCUUUGAGAAGAUAUCUCCAUCAUCCAAGCCUGCUUAAUUUACCUGAAACAAU